CAAGAUGACAACUGUUUUUCAAAUAACUUCCAGACCUAUUUUAAUUUUAUCCAAGUGUAUAGGUUUAAUUGAUAUUUCGUACAUUGUAGAACCGACUGGAUUAUUGGUUUACAAUAUAAAUUCAACAUGUCACGUAUUUCUAGAAAUAAUACGAAUGAUUGUAUUAACCAUCUGCACUUUUGUAUACUUUAAACAGUUUGAUCAAGAUGUUCAUAUUAUUCAAAUAAUACAUAUUAUUCAGUUUUGGAUUGUCAUUAUCGCCGCCAGACUAUCAACAAUACAGAUAAUCAAAUUUAUUAAUGGCAUUAUCGAGUUUGAUCGAAAAAUUAAAACACUCUCAAAAAAUUUAAUUAUUCCACAGCGUUUAUGGAAAAAAAAACAUUGGGAUAUUACAUACAUUUCGAUAUUGGCAUACUUCAUUUUAUUUAAAUUUUUUCAAUUUUAUUUAUUGCACCCUAAAAUAGAAAACAUUCAAAUAUUAGUACAUCAUGCAUUUUUUAGUUCUCCUUAUCUUAUGGAUUAUGUAGUUACGAUCAGUUCGUGCUUUUUUCUUCAAAACAUUUAUGUCAGAUUCCAGAUGUUAAACGAUAUCUGGAAAUGUCUUCCAGCUGACUUAGUUACCGUUUCCAACCAAUGGACAUACAACGAAAUAGUGGGUGCAAUGGAAAAUACUCGUCUGUUACAUUCCGAGCUCUGUGAAUUAUUGAAAAUGUUUACUCUAGGAUACGGGCCAUUGCUUUUGUGUUUUUUUACAUCUAGCUUUAUCUGUAUGCUUCUCAGUUUUUAUUUUUUUAUCAACAUUAGAUCAAUAAUCGUCAUACAAUCAACCAAAACUGACCUGAGUAGAAUAAUAUCUCUGAUAGUUCAUGUCCAAAUUGUCAUGUUUUUGAUGUCUGUUACCAUUUUCGUUUCAAUGAUAAAUGUAAAGAGAUUGGAGAUUAUAUCAUAUCUACGGUCAUAUCGUAUUUCAAAUUUACACUUGGACAUAAAACGACAGAUCAAAAUGUUUAUGAGUCAAAUAUCAGCUUGCGGUUCGGACCAAAUUUCAGCAUAUGGGUUUUUUGAUAUCAAUUUAAAUCUCGUUACAACCAUAAUUGUUUUAUUGAUUAGUGGAAUAAUCACACUGAUACAAAUGAAAAAUCACCCAUUGAUGUUGCAAUUAAACAAUGACACUAAAUCCUAUUUGGAUAAAAUAUAUAAUGAAAUAUAAA
Messenger RNA from Aphis gossypii (cotton aphid), 1211 nucleotides. RefSeq lists its product as uncharacterized. The transcript has 5 exons. Gene Ontology annotation, cellular component: membrane. The record is from RefSeq and is a predicted model, not a curated record. Gene Ontology annotation, biological process: sensory perception of taste. Lineage: Eukaryota; Metazoa; Arthropoda; Insecta; Hemiptera; Aphididae. The coding region runs from base 5 to 1210 and encodes 401 amino acids.